Messenger RNA from Thlaspi arvense, 2192 nucleotides. The record is from the annotation of a GenBank genome assembly. NCBI's taxonomy places the organism in Eukaryota, Viridiplantae, Streptophyta, Magnoliopsida, Brassicales, Brassicaceae.
CGUAAAUUCAUUUAGUACAAAACCAAAAAAAAACAAUAAACUAAAGAAACUAUCCACCAAGUUCGAAAAUGUAUUGUCUUUGUCUUCCUAUAUAAACUCCAUUCUAAUUCCCAACACAACACAUUCUUUCUUCUUCCAUACACUUCAUCUCUAAACCUUCUGUCUCUCACAGAAGUGUAUAAAAAUAUCUCUUCAAUGGAGAUCAUCAAGAGCUUCCUCUGUUUCAUCUCUCUCGUGGCCCUUCUCUUCACGUCUAUGGCAGAAGCUAACAAAGCACACCACCACGAGUUCAUCAUACAAGCGACGAAGGUGAAGAGACUAUGUGAAACACACAACAGCAUUACGGUCAACGGAAUGUUUCCCGGUCCAACACUUGUAGUCAACAACGGUGAUACUCUCGUUGUCAAAGUCAUUAACCGGGCCCGGUACAACGUCACAAUCCACUGGCACGGUGUGAGGCAAAUGCGAACCGGUUGGGCUGACGGACCGGAAUUUGUUACUCAAUGUCCAAUCAGACCGGGAUCAAGCUACACGUACCGGUUUACAAUUCAAGGACAAGAAGGUACACUUUGGUGGCAUGCUCAUAGUUCGUGGCUUAGAGCCACGGUCUAUGGUUCACUUCUCGUCCUACCUCCGGCUGGUUCGUCUUAUCCAUUCCCAAACCCUCACCGCAACGUCCCACUCCUUCUCGGUGAAUGGUGGGACGCAAAUCCGGUUGAUGUAUUGAGAGAAUCUACACGAACCGGAGCUGCUCCGAAUAUCUCCGACGCUUACACCAUCAAUGGUCAACCUGGCGAUCUUUAUAAAUGCUCUUCUAAAGAUACGACAAUAGUACCCAUCAAUGUUGGUGAGACCAUACUACUACGAGUAAUAAACUCCGCACUGAACCAGCCGCUAUUUUUCACGGUGGCUAACCACAAGUUCACGGUGGUCGGAGCUGACGCGUCAUACCUAAAACCCUUCACAACCAACGUCGUGGUUCUUGGCCCCGGCCAAACCACCGAUGUACUCAUAACUGGUGACCAACCACCUAACCGCUAUUACAUGGCCGCAAGAGCUUACCAAAGCGCUCAAAACGCACCGUUUGGCAACACAACCACAACCGCAAUCCUGCAAUACAAAUCCGCCCCUUGCUGCAGCGGCGGAGGCGGCGGGAUCAAUAAGGGUAUUUCCGUCAAACCAAUUAUGCCGCUCCUCCCUGCUUACAACGACACAAACACAGUCACUCGCUUCAGUCAAAGCUUCCGAUCACUAAAACGAGCUGAGGUUCCGACAGAAAUCGACGAGAAUCUCUUCGUAACCAUCGGACUCGGUCUCAACAACUGUCCUAAGAAUUUCAGAUCAAGAAGAUGUCAAGGUCCUAACGGCACACGCUUCACUGCAUCCAUGAACAACGUUUCGUUUGCUCUCCCAAGUAACUACUCUCUCCUUCAAGCUCACCACCAUAAUAUCCCCGGAGUCUUCACAACCGAUUUUCCGGCGAAACCUCCGGUAAAAUUCGAUUACACUGGUAGCAACAUAAGCCGAUCUCUUUACCAACCUGUGAGAGGGACUAAGCUGUACAAGCUCAAGUAUGGAUCAAAGGUUCAGAUUGUUCUUCAAGACACCGGUAUAGUAACUCCUGAAAAUCAUCCCAUUCAUCUUCACGGCUAUGAUUUUUACAUUGUGGCCGAGGGUUUCGGUAACUUCAACCCCAAGAAAGAUACUGCAAAGUUCAAUCUUGAGGAUCCUCCUCUUAGAAACACCGUCGGUGUACCUGUUAACGGUUGGGCCGUCAUCAGAUUCGUCGCAGACAAUCCAGGGGUUUGGAUAAUGCAUUGUCAUCUAGAUGCACACAUAUCAUGGGGACUAGCAAUGGCUUUCUUGGUUGAGAACGGAAAAGGACUAUUAGAGACAAUGGAGGAGCCUCCGGCUGAUUUGCCCGUAUGUUAGGAUCUUGAAGAUCUUUGUAACAUAAUAGUUUUCAUGUUAUAAUUCAAUUGUUUUUCCUUAUUUUUUUUUGGUUAUAGAUUAACCGGCUCUACAUCCUGAUAGACCGGACCACGCAGCUUCUUUUUUCGCAAUUAUUGAUGUAUUCUUUUGACAUCAUAGUACCAAAUCAGUGGUAUCAUGAAAUUUGAUAUUUUUGUGUCUCUCUUAAUGCUUGAGUUGUAUCUUUUUCUUCGAUCCGGUAAGUUGUGUUUGACCAAGGG